GGGCUUCUUGACCACCACGAAAAUGGAAGUGUCCAAGUUGGAGAGUUAUUACCUUGCAAGAUUUGUGGAAGAACAUUUUUUCCAAUGGCAUUAAAAAAACAUGGACCCAUCUGCCAGAAAACUGCCACGAAAAAACGGAAGACUUUUGAUUCAAGCAGACAAAGAGCUGAAGGAACUGAUAUUCCAACAGUAAAACCUCUUAAACCUAGGCCUGAACCACCUAAGAAGCCAUCUAACUGGAGAAGAAAACAUGAAGAAUUCCUUGCUACCAUAAGAGCUGCCAAAGGCGUUGAUCAGGCGCUUAAGGAGGGGGGCAAGCUUCCUCCUCCCCCUCCCCCCUCCUACGACCCUGAUUAUAUUCAGUGUCCAUAUUGCCAGAGGAGAUUUAAUGAAAAUGCAGCUGAUAGACAUAUAAAUUUCUGUAAAGAACAGGCAGCACGUAUUAGUAACAAAGGCAAAUUUUCUACUGAUACCAAAGGAAAAGUGACUUCUCGUACACAGUAUAAGCCGCCGCCUGCACUUAAAAAGUCCAAUUCUCCUGGAUCUACACCAGGAUCUUCACGAUUACCGCAGCCGAGUGGCGUGAGCAAGAGCAUUGGAGGUGUGCCUUCAGGUAAAGUGUCUUCAGUUAGCAGCUCCUUGGGAAAUAAACUUCAGACCUUAUCUCCCUCCCAUAAAGGCAUAGCACCCCCUCAUGCAGGUACUAACAUCAAACCUCGAAAUUCCACGCCACCUAGUUUGGCACGAAAUCCUGCCUCAAGCGUACUUACAAGCAAAAGAAAAACAUAUGCUGAGAGCUACAUGGCCAGGCCAGAUGGAGACUAUAUAUCUUCACUCAAUGGUGGGAACAUUAAAGGCAUUGAAGGAAAUUCAUCUGGACACUUACCAAAAUUCUGCCAUGAGUGUGGGACGAAAUAUCCUGUAGAAUGGGCAAAGUUCUGCUGUGAAUGUGGCAUUCGAAGAAUGGUUCUGUAAACAAAAUCCCAAAAGAAAAAGAGCUAAGUCCAGAAUUUUAUGACUAUUGCUGCUUCCAGCUAGAGCACUUCCUCUAGUUAUUUUGUGCUAAAAUUCUUCAAAAUACUUUUUUCAGCAAUUUUGGGAGCAUAAUCCUUUGGCUAUGUAGUGUGUGUGUGUGUGUGUGUGUGUGUGUGUGUGUAUGUGUGUGUGUAUAUAUAUAUGUACAUAUACUGUAUAUAAUAAAUACCUGAUACCCCAAACUGUGCCAUUCAAGGAAAUAUUUGCUUAUCUGUCAGAAAAUAAUUUCAAGUGGAAUCGUUAACUUAGGUAUUACUUUUAUAUUGCUGUCGUUAAAAGCCAGUAAGUACACAUCUACAAACCCUCAGACUCUAGUGCUCGCCCCCUCACGCUUUAGGAUGAUUAUUACUUUGAGCAAAAAAUCAAACAUUUUUAUUAUUGGUGCCUAUUUUCACAUAUUAUUGGUAUCUACUAUAGUAGGAUGGGAUGCUUGGAAUUUUGGAAUUGAAGAGAAUAUUUUUAGUUACAAUUAGUUAUGUGAGGUCAUUUUCCUAUAGAGCUCUUCAACAGUUAAUUUAUAAAUAUUUUAAAAAUAGAAAAAAAAAACCUUAAGGUCUAUGUUACCCUUAACUAGGUAUAUGAAUAAUUAUAUAAUUUAAAUAUCUUUACUCAUUCUCUGAAAACGUAAUGCAAUUUCCUUUUCAGAGACACACGGCUGAAAAUACAAAUAUAUCUUAUUCUAGUUAUAGCAGAAUGUUUUUUUUUACCUCUAUGUAUUAUUUGAAACUAUAUUCCUUUUUACUUCUAACUGCGUCUUCAAAAGUUUCACUUUUCUUUCUAUAACCUCAUGACUAAAGAGUAGUUUUAAUUUACUACUUCAUUUUUACAGUUUGAAAUGUAAUUAUUUAAUAUAAAAAUGCAGAAAUUUCCUUCAAAAUCUUUCCUGUUUUUUUUCUAUGUAUCUAAAUGUAGAAGAAAUUACUUUAAUGGAUUUUAAAACAAAUCGCCUCACCUAAUAAAUAAUAAUUUGGGUAAAUAAUCAUUAGUGCAGGGCACAGAGGUAAAAGUAUUCAAAUUCAGUCCCUUGAAGUAGUUAGAUAUAGUUAUGACUAGGUUAAGAGAAUAUCUAAUUUUUCCUACUCAUAUUUUCUUUUUAGUUUUUAAUGUUGAAACACCAUUCACAUGACAAGGUACUGAAAAUGCAUUGCUUUAGUGCAUACCUGCUUAUUAUGUGAUUAAACAUUCACAAAAAUUUAAGUAUAUCUCUUUAACUUUGGCUAAAAUACAGCUUUUGAUCAUUGUCACACGCAGUGUAAUACAGUAUAUAGUACUAGAUCUCUGCUUGUGCAGCCACAUUCAGUAAUUCAGUAGUAAUUUCUGCUGAAUCAUACCUAAUAGCUUUGAUCAUAUCGUAAGGUACAAGCAAAGCUCUCAUGGGCCAUUUCUAGCUUCCUGUUUAUGAUUUUGAUCAACUAUAAGCAUCAGUGUAGAAAUUGGUGGCUUAUAGUUUUCUCUGAAAUUCAUUUAUGCUUACACUUUAUAAUUUUAUUCAUUAGUCUUUAUUUUUUCAUUCAGGCAGGGGAUAUCAACUUAAUGGUAAUGGCAAUUGUCGUUUUACUUGCAUUAAUUGUCCUAAUUGUUAUCAAUCACAUGAAGAACUUUAACUCUUGUUUUAUCUAGAAUGGAGUUCUAUUUUUUUUCAAGUGUUUUUUAAGACCACAUAAAUUUUCGUCUGCUCAAGGAAAGAGUAAAUAAAUGAGCUUAAAUAAAGUGGCACGUGUUUUGAGUCUCACUGAAUUUUUUAGCAAGUAAAUGUUAUAAUGUACUACCUGGAAAAUGAAUUUGUUAAUAAAUCAUCCAAUUCCAGAACACAGAGAUUAUUAUAUAUAGUAAGUAGGUGAAAUAGAUUCACGAAUUAUGAAACAUGUUAUGACAUUGUAUUUAAAUGCAUUUUUUAUAUUACUUGCAUAUAUUAUUCUCACAUUGAUUUGUUGUGCAAUAGUUCAAUUUCUAAGAAAUUUUCCUAGAUCUAUGCAUUUAUUUUAUUUUUAUUUAUUUUCACAAGUAUUUGCCAGUGUGGUAGAAUUAAAAAAAGAUUGUAAGCUUAAAUUAAAAUGUAAAAAUUGCUUAUAUAUCAUUCCGAAAGUUAUUAGCUUGGAAAACUAAGAUUAUUAUGACUGCUGUUUUCUCUUGUUCACUGUUUUUAUAUUACAAAUAAUGUUUUCAUUUUUUAACCUAUUCAAUAAAGACAUGAAACCAAA
Hipposideros armiger (great roundleaf bat) is the source of this 3236-nucleotide messenger RNA. It is a transcript of the gene ZC2HC1A, whose product is annotated as zinc finger C2HC-type containing 1A. The transcript is spliced from 9 exons. NCBI's taxonomy places the organism in Eukaryota, Metazoa, Chordata, Mammalia, Chiroptera, Hipposideridae. The record is from RefSeq and is a predicted model, not a curated record. The annotation marks the transcript as partial.